Seminavis robusta is the source of this 1408-nucleotide messenger RNA. The record is from the annotation of a GenBank genome assembly. Lineage: Eukaryota; Bacillariophyta; Bacillariophyceae; Naviculales; Naviculaceae.
AGACUUGGGUGUUUUACAGCUCUGCGGGCGGUGUGUUACUAGACAACCCGGACACGCUGCUCCUUCUUCCUUCGUGAUGACAAUGAUCAGGUUAGGAGAAGGCGACAGUACAGUACAAAAGGCGAUUGAACAAGUCGGGCAAGGCUACCAGCUGGAUAGCUACAGAGUCGAGUCAUGGCUGAAAUAGAGCCGAAGCAGAGGAACUCCAACGCGGCCAAAGGAUGCAGUGGAAGCCAGAAGAAGGCAAAGAGCACCUCGAAACCUAUUCGAGUAGUUGUCAAGCGCCGCAAACGAUCCAACAAGAAAGCAUUGGCAACGGCCAGACAGCGGCUAGUAGUAGCCCAAAAACCAGGCAUUCCCAAUUUGACCAAAGAACUAACGGAGCCGCCACCCGAAGACGACAAUGACGAGAAUGACGACGAUGAAUUAUUUCUGCCACUCGACGACGCCAUUCCCUGCGACACUCUUUUGGCCUUUCAAUCUCUGACAUGCUCGCCUCAUUUAUGCUUGUCCAUCCCCUUGCAAGCGUCAAUGAACCACAUUCCCUGCAUUUUGGAAUCCCAACUGGUCCCAGCCCUCCAGCAAAGCGCCCAAGAUCACAAUAGUUUUGCCAUGGUCACACAGGAAUUGGCCGAUCUCUUUCACCGCAAUGUGCUGCGACGAUUGACAUUUGCCGGAAACAACAGCAACAGUAGUGAUGCUCUCACAGUCUUGUUGUCGACCGAAGAGUACAUUCGAGGAGUCUGGGAUGCCCAUGAUACACAGGAUAAUGCAUCAGAGGAACAACGCGCCACGGUCGUUUGGUUUGUCGAGCACUUGCAUCGCUGGACGGGACGCAUCCUUUCCGAAAGCAAAUUGCGGGCUACGUGGACACGAAAUCCACCACUCACCAAUCUACCCUACUUUGCCUUGUCAUCGAGCUGUACCCAGGGACUGGAGUAUUUGCAACAGAUCCAAGUCUUAAUGCCCAAUCACAGCCAGGCCGAAACGACCUAUCAACUGUGGCUUCCCGAAUGGGGACAAGUAUUGGCCGCCUUCUCCACGGCUCACAAACGGUUCCUACAAAAGAUUCAACAAACCUAUCAAAAAGAAAUAUCCGAAAAAUCGUUCCUCCAGCAUCCAUUCUACAAGGGGAUUUCCAGUAAGCUCUUGUUGCAAUGGUUGCAAGAUCAAGGGAUUGUGACGUUGGUGCCAAAACCCGUUGGUAAGUUUAUUUCGCUAGUGGACAAAAAGAAGAAAAAGAAAAGGACCAGCCGAUAAUGAGAUUCUUGCUAGCAUUAGACUUUUAACUGGGAAACAUCAGCAUACAUGUAUUUGACUGGUUAGGUCUGUACUUUUUGAGUUCCUUUCAAUGACGAAACUCUACUUGACACUAUUAAUAGCUAGAAACUGGAAAGGCUUUUGGCCA